Molecule: messenger RNA, 1204 nt
Organism: Heteronotia binoei (common prickly gecko)
Lineage: Eukaryota; Metazoa; Chordata; Lepidosauria; Squamata; Gekkonidae
Gene: PLSCR5
Product: phospholipid scramblase family member 5
Exons: 7
Coding region: 242-1033 (263 amino acids)
Biological process (GO): plasma membrane phospholipid scrambling
Cellular component (GO): plasma membrane
Molecular function (GO): phospholipid scramblase activity
Source: RefSeq, a predicted model, not a curated record
UAUAUCUAUUGUUUUUCUUGCUUACAAGCAUCAGCUCCCCCUGUUGUCCAUACAAUGCAUCAUUCUGGAAUAUGAGAAAGGAGCCGUGUUUCUUUGCAAUUCUUUUGUAACCUGACAUGAAGCAGACAGACACCUUCUGAAGUUUUGUGCAUGCUGUGCUUCUUCUUUUUUUCCUUGCUGCAAUAAGAAAAGCCUUUUCUUUUAACCUGGCUUCCUUUGAAGAAGUGACUCAGGCAGCUUCAUGGCCUCUCAAGAUAUUCCUGGCCACAUUCAUAAACCCCUAGAGGAUCCUCUGCCUGGUUCUCCAGAUCCUCCAGAGCAACUUAAACCUUCAGAGACAACCACCAUCUGUAAACAAGCCCAACCCACUGCCAGUUUGCCUCCUGGUUUGGAAUAUCUACGCCAGUUGGACCAGAUAAUUAUUCACCAGCAAGUGGAACUUCUUCAAGUUAUACUGGGCACUGAAACCUGCAGCAAGUAUGAGAUUAAAAACCACAUGGGGCAAAGAGUUUACUUUGCAGUGGAGGAAAAUGGUUGCUUUGAUCGUAAUUUCUGCUCACCUUUACGGUCUUUCACCAUACGGAUUACAGACAACACUGGUCAAGAAGUUAUCACUGUGAACAGACCCUUAAGAUGUAACAGCUGCUGGUUUCCAUGUUAUCUGCAGGAGUUAGAAGUUCAGUCUCCUCCUGGGACCACAGUUGGCUACGUGAUACAGAAAUGGGACCCUUUUCUGCCAAAAUUCACAAUCAGGAAUGAGAGCAAUGAAGAUGUGCUGAAGAUCAUAGGCCCCUAUGCAACAUGUGGUUGCUUUGGAGAUGUUGAUUUUGAGGUAAAAUCUCUAAAUGAGAUGUCUACAAUUGGCAAGAUUUCCAAGUAUUGGUCUGGUUUUGUCAAUAACAUCUUUACCAAUACAGCCAACUUUGGUAUCCAGGUUCCUGUGGAUCUGGAUGUAAAAAUCAAAGCAGUAAUGAUUGGUGCUUGUUUCCUCAUAGACUUAAUGUUCUUUGAGAACUCUUUAGAUGGAUUGUAACAAGCAAGAUGACAGAAACAAUGAAAUAUGCAAACGACAUUGUAAGUAAGAACGAAACAUAAAUUGGAUGCCUUUGCUUUGAAGACUUCUACAGAAGACACUUCCUAAUUCUUUUUCAUUUUCUUCCAGCCAUCCCUUGAGCUCUGGAUGUUGCUUUUGAACUAUAUUCAA